Molecule: messenger RNA, 1362 nt
Organism: Sphaerodactylus townsendi
Lineage: Eukaryota; Metazoa; Chordata; Lepidosauria; Squamata; Sphaerodactylidae
Gene: FHL2
Product: four and a half LIM domains 2
Exons: 6
Coding region: 193-1032 (279 amino acids)
Biological process (GO): negative regulation of transcription by RNA polymerase II; negative regulation of calcineurin-NFAT signaling cascade
Cellular component (GO): Z disc; nucleus
Molecular function (GO): transcription factor binding; transcription coregulator activity
Source: RefSeq, a predicted model, not a curated record
AGGCAGACGCCUGUUUCCACACAACACAGACAGCUGGACAGAAAUUCGGGAGAGCGGCUUGCUUAGGUUGGAGGAUUCCCCGGCUUGCUGUGUGUCUCCGCUCUUCUACCCAUUUUGCUAAUGGAUACGAUGCUCCAUACCAACUCCAGGCAGUAGCAUUAACGGUGUGCCAGCAGAGGCCUAGAUGCCAAGAUGACAGAACGCUUUGACUGCCACUACUGCAAAGAGUCCCUCUUUGGCAAGAAGUACAUCUUGCGGGAGGAGAAUCCCUACUGCAUCAAGUGCUAUGAGAGCCUGUACUCCAACACCUGUGAGGAAUGUAAAAAGUCUAUUGGCUGUGAUUGUAAGGAUCUUUCCUACAAGGACCGGCACUGGCACGAAACCUGUUUCCACUGCUUCCAGUGCAAGAACUCACUGGUGGACAAGCCUUUUGCUGCUAAAGAGGAACACCUACUCUGUACUGAAUGCUACUCCAAUGAGUACUCUUCCAAGUGUAGCGAGUGCAAGAAGACCAUAAUGCCAGGAACUCGCAAGAUGGAAUAUAAAGGAAAUAGCUGGCACGAGACCUGUUUUAUCUGCCCUCGAUGCCAACAACCAAUAGGAACGAAGAGUUUCAUUCCGAAAGAUAAUCAGAAUUUCUGUGUGCCGUGCUAUGAGAAGCAGUUUGCCAUGCAGUGUGUCCAGUGCAAGAAGCCCAUCACUACAGGAGGGAUUACUUAUCGAGAGCAGCCAUGGCACAAGGAAUGUUUUGUGUGCACUGGAUGCAAGAAACAGCUGUCUGGGCAACGCUUCACUUCCCGGGACGAAUUUGCAUAUUGCCUGAACUGCUUCUGCAGCCUCUAUGCUAAAAAGUGUGCAGGGUGUACCAAUCCAAUAAGUGGGCUUGGAGGAACCAAGUACAUCUCCUUUGAGGAACGCCAAUGGCAUAACGACUGCUUCAACUGUAAGAAGUGCUCCCUGUCCUUAGUAGGCCGUGGCUUCCUCACAGAGAGAGAUGACAUCCUGUGUCCUGAGUGUGGAAAAGACAUUUAAGACUUCAAUAUGGAAUAACAAUAAGCUGCGUACAUUUUCUAAAAUAAGCAUUGACAGUGGGUAUGGACUUUGACAAGAAAUGAGAAACGUAGUGUCUUGUUUUCAACAACAUAUAAUCUCAGCAGUUAACUUUUUAUUUUCUAGCUUGUGGAAAUGCACUGAAGGAGAAAGUAGGGGGUGAGGUGAUUUUGACAUCCAGUCAUGCCACCAGAGGCGUAGCUACCAGGGGAUGUGCGUUGCACCGGGCGCAUGCCUGGGGGGCACAAAAAUUUAGGUUUGUUUGUGGUUUUAUUUGUAUUUUUAGUGUUUUUUCAGUUUAUGGCCUGCAGG